AUGCGUUUAUGGGCUAGAGUAGACAAGAGGAUCUUUGACACGGACAAGGAUGGGAGGAUUGGCGUGCAGGACCUCAAGCUUGUCAUGCAAUCUUUCGGCUAUGAACACUCCGAAGAAGAGUUUGAAAGUUAUCUGGACGACCUUCCGAUCAGUGUGGAAGGAGACAGGUACAUGGAUUUCCCACAGUUUGUUCUCUGGGUAGUCAAGCUAGGGGAAAGGAUUGAAGAAGAAGAGCAAGAGGCAAAAAUCAAACGAGAGAAGGAGCUGGAGUACAGGAUAGAGCUCAUGCCGCGAGGGAAAGAAGUUGAGAGAGUCAAACUAGAACUUGCCGAGGUCAAAGAAGAGAGGGAGGAAGUAUACAACAUAGUGAUAGAAGAGCAGCGGCAAGCUUUCAAGGAUCUGUUCCUCGACCUCGAUGCGCAGUCAAAGGGAUACCUGACCCAACAAGACAUCACCAACCUGGCCAAGAAGCUGGGGAAGCCAUGGACAGAGCACGAGUACGAUGCGAUGAUGCAUGCUGUAGCAUGGGAUGAGCCGGAAAUGUAUCCCUGCCAGCGGGCGAUCGUUGAGCAGCACGCAAGAGAGAAGCUGGAGAAGGAACUGAGCGCGUUCAACGUUGACAAGCAGGCGGCAAAGAGGAAGCAAGCGAGCAGAUGUGCGAUCAUGUGA
This is a messenger RNA of Guillardia theta CCMP2712, 669 nucleotides long. RefSeq lists its product as hypothetical. The record is from RefSeq and is a predicted model, not a curated record. Gene Ontology annotation, cellular component: cytoplasm; myosin II complex. Gene Ontology annotation, molecular function: calcium ion binding; myosin heavy chain binding. Lineage: Eukaryota; Cryptophyceae; Pyrenomonadales; Geminigeraceae. The coding region runs from base 1 to 669 and encodes 222 amino acids. The transcript has 10 exons.